AUUUGAUAUUAGUGUGGAGUCUUCUACGGUGGAAAGAUAAUUCGUCAGACGUAAUAGUCAUAGUAUUUCAAAUUAGUCUGUGUUCGUCAGCUUUUGUUUGGUGUAAAUAUUUUCUGUUGUUUUCUGUUUUAUUAAAACAGGACUUUUAAUUAAUUCGUUACAGUGAUGUUAAAAUAUCCAGCCGCUAUUGUUAUUUAUUAGCUUAGUUUUAAUCAUCUGGACAUUGGCGAGGAUCACUUCCGAUAUGUUCCGUUUACCUUAUUAUGUUUUUACAUUUGUGAUAUUGAAAUACGUUUCUGGAUAUAGUCAACUGUGUGGAAAUAAAACGGAGAAGACCCUUAGUUGUACUAAAGAGAUAAUUGGAGAUUGGGACCAUGCCGACUAUGAUCUUUGUCAAAUGGAAGUAUACCCACAAAAUAGCCCUGAAUGCGGCACAAUGACUUUUGGUCCCGUAGUUGCUAACAGUGGCAUUGGAGGAGUAACGCUGAAACCGCACAUCAUAACCGUUACCCACAAUGAGCAGACGAGACCUAUGCGUAUCAACAAAACUGUAUUGAACAUAACUUUCAGUAACAUUAAGUGGACUACUAUGAAAUUUCGUUUUCAAGACAAAUACCGCGACCUGAAGAACCACUGUCUGAACAUAGUCAUCUCGAAAGAUCUGACUAUAGACGAUCAGUCGGUACUUUAUUACGAUUGUUACUGGCCGAUGGUCGAAGACGCGGCCCUGCAGAGUCACAUGUUGGACUUCGAGGCCGCCAACGACUGGAGCGUCUACAGAGGGCAGUUUUACUUCAACGUACCGUCUGCCGCGAUGCUAAGUGAAUCCGUUACGGAAGAAGAUUGGAAGCCGUUCGUUUACGUCGAGAUAUUUCCGUCGAAGAUGCGUUUGCACGUGAUGCCGCCCCCGCCGCACCUCCGCAUCACGGGCUACAGGAUCCGGGUGGUCAAGGAGUGCGACAAGGGCGGCUCGUGCGAGGUCAGCUCGACGACCGUGGACCCGGCGAAUGCGCAGACCGAACUCACGUACGAUUACAAUUUCAUCGGAGACAAUGGCUUGUACAGCUUCGUCGUGGUCCCGUUGCAUGCUAAAUGUCUGAACGGAAUCGGAUGCCGGAACGUCGAGAGCCAGAAGAUAAGAAUAAACAGCCCUGAGUCAUUGAACAUAUGCAUCGCGAGCGUCACUGCGCUCAUAGUGACGUCAUUGUUCGCGUAUUACAUCGCGCUCCGGGUCAUCAGACGUUAUUGGUGCAAAGAUUACAAGUUGGCUUUGAACGACAUCCCGGCGCCGCCCAAGGUGCUGGUGGUGUACCCGGCGUCGAGCCGACUGCACGCGGAGUGCGUGGCGGCGCUGGUGCAGUACCUGCGCGCGGAGUACGGGCUCGACGUGCUGUACGACGGCGACGUCGCGGGCACGCCGCACGGCGACCCCUUCCUGUGGGCCGAGGAGGCCUUCCGCACCGCCACGCACGUGCUGUACGCCGCCGGCCCGCCCGAGCACGUGCACCUCUACCCCAACAUCUACGACAAGCCCAUCCUCAGCGCGCACAAGGACGUGGACGCGCUGCUGCUGUCCUUCCUGCGGGCCAGCCGCGCCUCCCGCCGCCCCAAGCACGUGCUCAACGUGCGCUUCGAGCACUCGGGCGCCGCGCUGCCGCCGGAGACCCGCGCCGACCGGACCUUCGUGCUGCUGCAGGACUGGCACAAGCUCGUGGCGUACCUCUCCAAGAACCUGCUGCCCAAGCGACACAUCAUGCGCACCGAGAGGGGCAGGGACCUCAUCGAAAAACUCACUAGGGCCAAGGAGCUGUUGAGAGUCAAGUCUGAUGAAGCCAUUGAGAAGUGCGAGAAAAACGCCUUCGAAAAGAAGAUCCUCCUGUAGACUCCUCGACGGCUCGGGACGGGUGGGGGCUGUGUAAUAAUGGCGGAUUUAUAUUAUUAACUAUUUGCUAUCUAACUAUCUAAAUGCUAACUAUCUCAUUGGUUCAUGUUGUAACGGUAUCUUCGGAGACAUAUAAUGUAAAGGCUCAUACAAGAUAAAACUAAAAACGGUUAUUCGAUAGCCAGGAAUCUCCGCCGAUUAUUAUUUAGACACGCGAGAGCAGUCUGAUCGAGGAGAAACUUCAAGGGGGGAUAAUUUGUAAACGUCACGCGUUACUGGCGUCAUGUUGAAUUGAAUAAUAUCAAUAUUUUUGUGGUGUAUAUUUAUUCUAUUGUUGAAAGUUCCCAGUUACAAAAUAAAUAAAUAAAACACAAAUUCUCGAAUGCUAAAUUUUCUGAUGGUUCCGUGUCUGUCAGUUAAUGCUUCUGUUUGAUUGUCCGUCUGUCCGCCUCGAGGUGUGAACUCGAAGUUUGUAUUGUAAAUAAUAAUAAUAAAAUAUUCUAUCGUACGAAAUAGAACAUUCCGUUCCUGUGUCUCGUUUGUACGUGGAUAUGAUUUCAGAAACUAAUUUAAGUAUCUUCAAGAACUAAAUUUAAAAUGUUUCGUUUGGCGCCAAUAAAUUUAGUUUCCGCUACGUAGACAGUGGAGGCGAGUGCAAAGGCAUUGCCCCCCGAUUCUAUCUUCGUAUGCAUCAUUUUUUUCCUACCUAUUCUAGUGACCUCAAGAGGUCAUACUAGAUUCACAGAACUAGUAGCGGCAGUAAGUGAGCUCACGGGCCUCUAACCUGAGGACAUUGCUAACACUAGCCCUAGCAAGGCAGUGCUCAGAAUCUAUCACCGGAUCGGGAACGCGACCCACUGAGAAGAUCCGGCGAGAAAUUCAAUCGGCAACGGGGGCGUCCCCUUACGAGGGCGCGGAACGGGCCCCGGGGAAACCCCUCUGCCUGGGCUUGUAACUGCAGCUUGAUGAACUGCGGGUUUGUAUGUUGUAGCAGGCUUGCUGUUGGUGGGUUGGACGUUUAAGGUGAAGAUGAAGAUGAUCUCGGCCUCUACAUCUAUUUGCUUCUUGAUGGGGCGGCCGCUUCUCUCCUCCCAUCCCUUUUUUUUCUCAAUCAACUCUGAGAAACUAAUAGCGCCAUCUAUCGAGUACUUCCGUAAACGUCUUUAUAAACGUUUAUCCUCUAAUGCGUGGUGCGCAGACGCAGACGUCUGAUAUUUGAAUCAUACAGAUUCAUAUAUUUCUACAGUCCAAUAGUCUUCGAUUAAUAUUUCAUUGACCUCAACUAAUUCUAGUCAGGAUUUCGUGUUAUUUUAGUCAAUUUAUCGUAUUAAAGCGCUAUGUAUAUUUAGCAUUCGGGAAUUUUGUUGCAUUAAUUGCAUUUCGAUACGUCGAGAGUAACUUUUUGCCGCCAAAAACGUGACUUCCAAACUAAUAAACGUAACAAAAAAAAAAGUUCACAAUAUUCGUGAUUUCUCAAAACAUUGUUGUAUUUUAAUGCAUUUAAAUAUGUUUUAAUAUAAUAAAAAAAAUUGAUGUGGUGAUAAAAAGAGUAGACGAGAUAUAUUACAAAAAAAAAAAAAACUAUUUUUAGUAAAAAAGUUUAUCGGUGUGAUAAUAAUAAAAUUAUUCUAUUGCUUUACUGUGUCGUAAGAACCCUUGAUGCCUAUACCCGUUGUUGGUGGUUAAUUAAAUGUUUGUGCAUCCCUUUUACGAUACAUAAUAUGUUUAUUUAUAUAUAAAUAAGUUAUAUAUUACUUUGAUAAAUUUCAUAUCCUGUUUCGUAAAAUAAAUUUAAGAUUUUUUGACAUUUCAUUAGCCAAAAUGAAAAAAUUACGUCACCCAGACGAAUCCGAGUUGGUUUAUUAAUAAGGCAUUCUAUAGAUUAGGUAUAAUAAAAUAAACUGUUAAUAUUCUUUAGAGCUGACAAUCCAUUUUGCGUAUUUAAAAAUAAUACAGUUCUAUUUGAUGGAACAAAAAUAGACCUUUUGCACAUAUAGAUAAGUUUUGUUUUUGUAAAAAUACAUAAUGCAGAGAUAAUGUGCCAGUACUAAUCGCGCGAUUGUUGACGUAAAAUCUGUUAAAUGUAGGUCAGACAUGAUGACUGACUCCUUACCUUAUUUCAUGUUUUUUAUUUGAUUAAAUUUUAGUUUAAUACAUAAUGACAUCAAUUUCAAAGAUUAUUUUAGAAGGUUUAUACCCCAUCUUAGAUCUCCGUCUUGGCUGAAGGCAUACUUAUUCAAAUGCCUGGAUAUCAUAGAUAAGACAAACAAGACUGGGCAUGUAAUCGGAUUUUAGUUGAUUUUGUGGAAUUAUUGACCCAAAUAUCGAAGGAUAAAAGGCUAUUUCUUUUAAGCGAUAUUUAUCUUUGUAAUUAAAUGUCCGUUUUAUUUGCUAUUAGCGACCCGCCCUCGCUUCGCUUCGGAAACUGUAAUUUAUUAUUGAUUUCUCCACUAUUUAAUGGAUGUUAUUAUACAUAUAAACUUUCCUCUUCAAUCACUCUAUCUAUUAAAAAAAAACCGGAUCAAAAUCCGUUGCGUAGCUUUAAAGAUUUAAGUGUACAUAGGGAAAUAGGGACAGAGAAAGCGACUUUGUUUUAUACUAUGUAGUGAUUAGUAUCAACAAUUCGAUGUUUUUAGUUGAACUUUAAUGAAGCUUACACCAUUCAAAUAGCUAAAUAAGUUUUUUUGUUAUGAUAUUUUUUCCAAUUUUUAAACUUUAAAUGGCUCUCCGGUAAAGUCGUUUAAACCAAAUCGCCUGUCAACCCUCGAUAUUAUUAGUCAUUGACAGCGCACACACAACGUCAUUAAAAAAGCGUGUGGUGCAUGGUAUCAGUAGUUAUAAAUAUUUUAUGAACAUAUGUGAGUAGAAGGGUUAUUUUGAUAAUAUCCUGAAAAGCACCCCACUCUUUUUUUACAAUAAAAUCAUUUUUUCUUACACUAUUUUUAAUUCAAAUUUAUUAAAUUAUUGUUUUCUAUUUUUUUAGUUGGAUUUUCUAUAAAAGCGUAUUUUGUUAGUUUUUUUAAACUAUUAUUUAUUUGCUCUGUGACAUGCUACAAUCGCCUGGUUGUGCCGCUAGUUGUGUAGCAAAAAUAUUCGUCCCGUAAUAAUUGAUUUUACGAAACAGGAUUUAAUAAUACGUUUUUAAAAUAGGAUAUCGUCUUCUUGUCCUUUGUGCCAUAUGAACGCACGCUACUUUUAAAAAAUGUUGAACUUUUCACGGUCGCCUAAUUCCGUCGAUGAGUAUUUUAUUUUAGUGUAUACAGGUGAUCUCGGGGUGAGGGUUUUUUGAAGUAUUUACGAAUGCAUACGGAUUAGGCGACUCGAAUAGCAGGGUCGCAUAACUGGGGGGGAGGGGGGGGGGGUGUGAUGAUGAAAAUAUCUUGAUUAAACACAACUUUAACGCUACUUUAUAUGGUAACAAAAAAACGGUUGACUAUGCGUCCCUUUUUGUAAAUUUAGCUUGAUGUUUGGAAUUCAUAUUGAAUUAAAGUUGAAUUUGAGUUGUCGAUUUUAUAACUUGACAACACUGCGGAAUCACCCAGUGAUAUAAUAUGUAUUUGUUAUUUGUUGGAAAGCUCUAAAGAUGGGCCUUCUAUUAACUUUGGUUCAUGGCUUCAUACCUCAGAGUACAUUAUUCUCAGGAAAAUACUGAUUUGGACUAAAGAGAAACAUACCAAGGCUUGUAAAAUAAUAAUAUAUUGAAUAGUGAAAUAAUAUGACCACAACAGAAAACCUAUUAUUGCCUAAACACCUCCCUUGUCCCGAGUUAUGUGACCGUGCUCACUCAUAAAUUGUUAUAAAAUACUAUUGUUAUCUUCAACUGAAUAAAACUGUUAAAGUGUGUUCUAUCAUUAUACAGGAUCUUCAAUUAUUAAGCUCAAUAUAUACCUUGUGAUGUAUUUUUAUAAAAUAAAAAUUGUGCGUAACUGUA
Molecule: messenger RNA, 5813 nt
Organism: Bombyx mori (domestic silkworm)
Lineage: Eukaryota; Metazoa; Arthropoda; Insecta; Lepidoptera; Bombycidae
Exons: 6
Coding region: 245-1882 (545 amino acids)
Source: RefSeq, a predicted model, not a curated record